AGACACACUCUAAAGCUCCCACCCACACACACACACACAUUUACAGAAGUCAAAAGUUCCUUUUUCAUUUUACAGCCAAACAGUGGGGCCUUGUUUUUUUAAUUUUAUUUGAUAAAUCCGAAGGCCUACGGGAGUAGUUCAGCUCAUAAGUGUAUGCUAUACAAUAAGAGAGAGAGAGAGAGGGAGAGAGAGAGAGAGAGAGAGAGAUAUUUUUUGGUUUUCGUUGGGUGAGAGGAAAUUUUGAAACAUUGUGCAAUGGUGCCGCAAAAGUUUUGAAAGGUUGUGAGAGCGUUUUGCCUGCAAAGUAUCUGAGAGUCGGUCCGUUGGAGAAGAGGUCUCCAUGUUGCAUCCAUACAGAAUGGAGAGCUACCUCAUCCCACCUCACACAGAGGAAAUGUACGAUCCUGAGAUCUACAGGCAUCAGAUUGCAGAAUAUUCUUAUCCAUAUGUUUUAGAUGCAGACAUUCAGGCAGAUCACUGGGACUACCACCCUCACCCUCAUGUGCACCCUGUAGAGUUUGAAAACCUUCAAGAGGCAAACUUCACAGAGCUGCAGAGUGUGCAGGCUCUGCACCCUCCUGGCCUGAUACGACACGAGACCAUACGAUAUGAUGCAGAAAAUCUACUGGAUCCAAAUCUUGGGGCCCACCCUCAUAUGUUACAGCAGCCAGUAACCUUCUUCCCACGGGGCUUGUAUGCGCCACAUGUGUCCCAGCGCAGCUCUGAUGAUGAAGAGCAUGGAGGCCGAAGUCCCCCACUUGAGGUGUCUGAUGAGGAGUCUCUGAGAGAUCGAGUACCUUAUGUCACACCUGGAGAGAUGGGCAAUAAAAAGAAGAUCCGCUUGUACCAGUUCCUGUUGGAUCUUUUAAGGAACGGCGAUAUGAAGGACAGUAUCUGGUGGGUGGACAGAGACAAAGGGACAUUCCAGUUUUCUUCCAAACAUAAGGAGGCUCUUGCACACCACUGGGGGAUCCAGAAGGGCAACCGCAAAAAAAUGACCUAUCAGAAGAUGGCUCGGGCUCUGCGUAACUAUGGCAAAACUGGAGAGGUGAAAAAGAUAAAGAAGAAGUUGACGUACCAGUUCAGUGAUGAGGUGCUGGGGAAAAGUCAUCUAGAGAGAAAAUCAUAUAUGUAGGCAGGAGGGAUGGUAAAAUGUCAAGACUGAGUCAUAGAGUGCUAGCAUUUGAGUUGAACUUUCUGUUACUGCAGAUGUUUAAUUGACCUUGUCGAUCAGGUAAAUAGCAUUAUAUAUCCAUUACUGCUGUACAGAAGGAUUCAUCUUUUGAGCAUAAUAUCCAAUACAGGGUUAUGUACAUAAUUUCCACAGAUGUAUCCCCAGUUACUCUUUGUAAUGAGACAUACCAGAGACCACAUAGUUAGGUAAUGCAGAGUAGAUAUAAAGCUCACUUUGGCCUAUGUGUCUGAAUGUAACAGAACAUACUGCAAAAUAGCUGUAUGGAAUUUGUAAUUUGUCAUUUACUGAUGCAUACAGAAAAUUGUGAAUGGCUACCAAGAUUUGAAAAUGUGUUGAUUUCUUUUAUAGUGCAGUGACUUUGGUGUAGUGGCCAAAGAUGAAACUGCAGGUCAUUUGACACUGUUCAGACUUUUUUUUUUUUUACAUUAUAUUUAAUACAUUUUAAAAGCCACCAUGCGUAAUUAGCAGCAGAAGAUAUACACUAACAUCUGUAUUAAAGUGGGGAGAGUAAGCAGCUUCCAGUAUACAGUUUUCAAAUCUCGUACACUGCACAUUCAUAAAUUUCUGUGCACAUUUACAAAUAUCUUUGAUGCCUUUGCAAUCAUAAGAUUAUGCAUUCAUAAUUUUCAUAUGCAUUUUCUUUUUUUGUGUGUGAAGAUCAAUUUUUCUCACUGUUUAAGGAGUCGUUUGACAUUUUGUAUGAAUCUAUUGUCUAACUCUAGCCAAGAAAGCAAAUGUCCAAAUUUUUUUUCAUGAAAAAAAAACAAUGGUGGGAGAGUUCAUGAUUUUUUAAACUGCCUCGGGCCUCAUCAUUGUUGUAUGUGACAUGCUUAAGUUCUCUCUUGAUUUUAGUGUAUUCUACUGAAUGUAUAUAUAUUUACCAUAUGCUGCAAUUUAAUAUUUAAAACAACAGACACAAAGACAAGACAGAUUUAAUAGUAUUGUACGUUUCUACAAGGAAAUUCAAGGUGCUUUACAUAAAACAAAAGCCAUCAAGUCAGAAUGUUACAGCAAAACAAGACAAUAUAAAAAGACAUUUAAGUACAAUUGAAAAUAAAUUGGAAAUAAAAAUAAGCUGAUAUUAAGACCUCAUUAAUGAGGCAGACUUACACUGAGCAGCCACUAUGAUCCUUCCUCGACUAUGAUCAGGUCAUGUGAGGGUUUGUACAGUACAUUAAAGUGUGUAUGCUAUUGUUGCUUGUGAAAAAUAAUAAAAUGUUUGUCAAUGAG
Molecule: messenger RNA, 2425 nt
Organism: Scomber japonicus (chub mackerel)
Lineage: Eukaryota; Metazoa; Chordata; Actinopteri; Scombriformes; Scombridae
Gene: spi1b
Product: Spi-1 proto-oncogene b
Exons: 5
Coding region: 341-1135 (264 amino acids)
Biological process (GO): cell differentiation; regulation of transcription by RNA polymerase II
Cellular component (GO): nucleus
Molecular function (GO): sequence-specific DNA binding; DNA-binding transcription factor activity, RNA polymerase II-specific
Source: RefSeq, a predicted model, not a curated record